Messenger RNA from Amoebophrya sp. A25, 1841 nucleotides. The record is from the annotation of a GenBank genome assembly. NCBI's taxonomy places the organism in Eukaryota, Dinophyceae, Syndiniales, Amoebophryaceae.
AGGUUUUAAUUCUUCUUUAUCCUCCCUCCGGUCUACAUUUUUCUUGGUGGAGUUUUACGAUUCUCAGGAUGUAUUUCCCCUGAGCAUUUCUUCAUGUUUUGGUUUAUCUAUCUACAACUUUCUCAAAAGAUUGUAAUGGGAAGUCGCAUCAAGUGUUGUGAAGUUUUUAGUCCAGACUCUGAGCAUUUUGAUUGAAUAUUUGCAAGAAUCAAUCUUCUAUAUUCUCACUCUUGUUUUUUGUCAACAAUCUGUCCGUAUUCAAUCCUACCUUAUCAAGUAUCUAUUUCUUUUAUGUGCCUAGUACUGGCAAACAAAGCAUCAGACAAACAAAAUGGGCGCUCAGUCUGCGAAGGCGACGCAGUUUUAUUUCGAAGGCCGUGCGAAAUUUAACCAGAAUGGGUACCGCGCUGCCCUUGAGAGCGAGCCGAGCAAGUCUCGGUUUGCUGCCGUGGACAACGCUAACCAUCGGGGCCGCGUCUACAUGGUCACAGGUGCUAACAGUGGCGUAGGAAAAGAGGUAGUGCGCCACUUAGCGGGUCACGGUGCAGAACGUGUCUACAUGGUCUGCCGCAGUGCAGAGCGAGGAGAAGCUGCCAGACGAGAAAUUCUCCAAGAGCAGGAAAAGAACCAAUCCUCGUCUGGGAGUCAUGAGGGAACAACAGACUCCGACUCAAGUACUAUUAAAGAUAACGUCUCAGUGUUGCAAGCCGACUGUGGGGAAAAGGAAUCGCUGAACAAAAUGUGGGCAGAGUUCCGGAGUCGCGAGAAACGUUUGGACGGCUUGGUGUGUAACGCCGGAGUCCUCACGUGGAAACCGGAAUACACAAAAGACGGGGUAGAGACAACAAUGGCAACUCAUCUCAUAUUCGGCAGUCACUACUUGACACAGCUUGCGCUACCCAUGCUUGAGGAGACCGGUACUUACAACAUCUUAAUAUUCAAGAUGUCUCUAGUACAUGUUGAUGCCUUAUUUCAUGUGGUGGAAGGGUUCAGAAGGGGAAUUUUGUGACGAGAGGACCAUGACCUCUACUUACAAUAACAGUGAUAAAAAACUAAAGUCUUAUACUUUGUCUGACCGGACGCAAAACGUUGUAAAGUCUUCGCUGUCAAGUCUUUUCGGUAAGCUGUGAUCAAAACGAAAACAUAAUUUUAUGGGAUUCAAUUUCUUCGUUUUACUGUAUAUUCAGGCGGCUCUUCCUCGUCGACGUCGCGCGUUGUUUACACCUCUUCCGGUGGCAUGUACAACAGUAAAUGGCCUGGUUGGGGAUCCUUGUUGUCUCGGCAAGAAGAGGCGACACCCUCGAAAGUCAAGGACUUUGACGGACAGAUGCAGUACGUGUAUGCGAAAAGAGGUCAAGUCUUGCUCGCAGAGCAGCUAUCUUCGAAAGAAACGGGAGAAGGAGGUCCUACAGGAGGAUCCAAAGAAAUAUGAAAGGAAAAAGUGGACGCAUCCUCAAAAAAGUAGAGGCAUGCUCUAAGUAGGAAGCUGCCUCUUUUUUCGAGUAUGACUACAGUGUUUCCUUUCAUGAUAAGAAGACCAGAGAGUGCAUUUUCUCAGCUGUCAUCCUGGCUGGGCAGCGACGGCUGCGGUGCAAAGCGCCUAUGGUUCGCAAGCGAAGUGGUUAGAGCCGAUGCGAACAGCCUAUGAGGGAGCUCGAGGUAUAUGUUGGCUAUUACUACCGGAAGCAACACGCGACUUGGACAAUGGAUGCUUCUACCUUGACUGCGUCUCGCAAGAAAAACAUCUCAGUGGUUUUCUGGGCGGGGCUGAUCAAACGCAAAACUCAGAGUCAGAGAUUCGCGAAUUCAUGCAAGGGCUCGAACAGCAGGCAUCUUUGUGA